Molecule: messenger RNA, 1065 nt
Organism: Acanthocheilonema viteae
Lineage: Eukaryota; Metazoa; Nematoda; Chromadorea; Rhabditida; Onchocercidae
Source: the annotation of a GenBank genome assembly
AUGGAUUUACAACUAGCGAUGAAAGAGGUUGAAGAAUCGAAAACAUUCCGGACCGCUAUGGGAAUGUUACUGAUCAUUGGAAAUACGUUGAAUGGAACUAAUAUUAAAGGUUUUCAAUUGGAUUAUUUAAGCAAAGCAUCGGAAGUAAAGGAUCCAGUUUAUAAGCAUACGUUAACAUAUCAUUUAGCGGAAUAUAUGAUUGAGCAUUGUCCGGAUGGAACCGAUUUAUAUUCCGAAUUUGGUGCUGUUGCUCGUACAGCAAGGUUUGAUUACGAUGAAUUGGAGUCAAAUUUGAAGAAAUUAGAGCAUGAUUGUAAAGCAUCCUGGGGCUAUUUGGCUAAAAUUAGCAAAAAUGACAGUUCAUCAUCAAUGAAGCAAAAGAUAAAUGAUUAUUUGAAUGAUGUGGCACAGCGAAUUCAUCAGCUUAAGGCUAUUUACAGGAUUGCUUCUAACAGAUGGCAUGCAUUUUUGCUCUUUUUUGGCUAUAGCGUUAACGAAGUACCAACAUUGAAGCCAAUGGCUGUUUUCAAAAUGGUCAAUGAAUUUGCUCUCGAAUAUCGUACCACACGAGAUAAAAUUCUGCAGCAAAGAAAACGAUUAGCGGAUAAACGUGAACGGAAUAAAACACGGGGUAAAAUAUGGGCAUUAGAAGGUCAAAAUGGUGAGGAUAGUAUGGAAUUGAACGGGAAUUUAAGACGUACACCGGUACAAAUGAAUGCUGAACAGCGACAUGAAGCGAUGUCACGUAUGCUAACUGGUGGAAGUAACGAUGAUACGUUGAAAAGGACAAGAACAAAGCUUACAGCAGAACGAUCAACUGCUGAUAUUAUUUCAAGUCAAAGAGAAAUGUUGAGAUCAGUUGGACGACCAAUGGAUUCAAGUAGUCCCGGGCGAGAAUCACCGGAUGAUGAAAUACUUGAUGGCCUUGUAAAAGCAGCUACAAUUCAAACUGAACCACGUGAUCAUCGACGUAGGGCUAGGCAAUUUAAUCGAAAAUCAUUGAGGCGUACUCGAACAUUAAAACUCGUUGAUGAUCAAUCAAGUAGUACAGUAACAACUGUUUGA